Messenger RNA from Cylicocyclus nassatus, 1839 nucleotides. The record is from the annotation of a GenBank genome assembly. Lineage: Eukaryota; Metazoa; Nematoda; Chromadorea; Rhabditida; Strongylidae.
AUGGCGGCUCGAAGAGCUCGUAGUCAGAAUCGUGAUACGGCCAAGGAUAUCAUUCUUGGACUUGCCCCUUCCGGACAGGGCCCCAGGCAACCAAAAGAAGGUGUGGCAUAUGCUCCAAAGACAGAGGAACCAAAAGUGGAACGUGUCGAACGGGUGAUUGUCGACCGACGCCCGGACAGUUCGGCGAUACGACAGCUACAGAAUCAGCUGGAAGAGGUGAAGCGUCAGAAUAGAACUUUGCUGGAGAAUGAGCAGGCAGCUAGGAAGCGACUAGAAGCGAAUCAAGAUGCGCUACAAAGGAGGAUGUUUGAUGCAGACAACGGAAUGAGAGCGCGAGACUACGACGAACUACGUCGUCAGAUUUCGUCGGUGGAUGGCAAGAUGAUGUCCUUGAACAACGACAUCAACGGGUUGAGGAGUGCUAUGGACCGACAGAUGAGCGAUCUUCUACAUAUAAACAAUGAAAUGAAAAGCAGACCCGUGGUAGAUCCUUCUAAAAUUGCGAGUUCUGCCCAACAAAUGGACGGAAAAGUACGAGAUCUACACUCUCAAGUGAUGUUGUUGAAGCAAACUCUGGAUACCGAAAGGCAUGAACGUGUCAAGGAAGGAAAUGCCUUGAACAGCACUCUUCAAAGAUUACAAGACUAUAUAAAGCAGCAAGAUGCCUCAAGAGCUGAGGUUCUAAACAACAUAACUCGCAAGGGUGAUCUGGAUAAGGAGAAGCUAACAGAAGAGGCAAGACGUCUGAAUGAGAAAAUUGGCCUCAUCACUGCAGAAGUGACGAGAAAUACUUCAGAAAGUCAGAGAAAGUUACGUGAUGAUCUCUUCCAAAAGUGUGCGGCGUUAGAAGCGGCACUCAAAGCCCAAAAUGAGAAAAGCAGCGACAAUCAACGCGAUCUCAGGCGAGCACUAGAAGAACGCCUUCGCUCCCAGGAAGAGCAUACGGAGACACUCAAUAAGCAAUUACUGACCGACCGUGCGAAGCAGAAAGAGCGUUUCCAAAAAGUUAAUGAGGCACUCGCGGCUCUCGAGCAUCAUUUAGAACUUGGGAAUAACAAAAUGGAUACGAUCAUCAAUUCUGAAAUACAGACAAGGAAAGUGCAUGAGAAAGGUCUUCUCACGAAAAUAACAGAAGUGGAAGACAAACUCAAUUCUUACCUUGGAAACUUGACGAAAUCAAUCGAUGAAGUAAAGGCAGGAAAAGAAAGCGUUAAGAUCCCUUCACUUGAUGUGGAUGCUUUACGUCGCGAAAUGGAGGCAAUUGCUGCGGACAAGAAUAAGCUCAGCAUGGAGGGACUAUUGAAGCUUGAGGAAAAAAUGACACGAGUUCAGACUGGUCUCUCACACGACCGUCGCGAAAUAUCUCAGCAGAUAGCUAGACUUGAAGACAGCGACGAUGUGAACAAGUUGCAGGAACAACUGAAUAGAUUAGGAAGCGUUCACGGGGACAUGGAAAAAGCUCAGGAAAAAAUCAGAGAUAAGGUGGAAAAACAAAUACCGAAAGACUUAAACGAGCUUUCCGCGAAAGCUGACAAUAUUCGACAUCAGUUAAAUGCUCGUCUCGAUAAGGAGGAGGAGGAAAGAUUUCUCGCAAUCAAGGAGCUCCAAGAAGCUUUCCAAAAGCUUCAAAGCAAAAGUUCAAGUUUUCCUAGCAAUGAUCCACUGGGGCCUGGAAGUUCGGCUCAGAUCAAACGUGAUCUCGAUGAAUGCAAAGUAGCUAUCAAAAAACUAGCCGAGUCCGUAACCACCGUCAAGAAUGUGCUUGACAAGAAGAUUAGCGAUGAAAGCAAGAAGAGGGAAGCCGAUAUCAAUCGACUAGCACGUUCGGUAAAUUCCUAG